Messenger RNA from Rhipicephalus sanguineus (brown dog tick), 908 nucleotides. RefSeq lists its product as uncharacterized. The coding region runs from base 54 to 908 and encodes 284 amino acids. The record is from RefSeq and is a predicted model, not a curated record. The transcript is spliced from 4 exons. NCBI's taxonomy places the organism in Eukaryota, Metazoa, Arthropoda, Arachnida, Ixodida, Ixodidae.
UGCAGGUCCGAUAUUUUCGCGUUGUGCGGGUUCAGUAACAGUGCGGCGUCGCAAUGCCGAUGUGUGCGAUGACUGGCUGUAGUGCGAGAAGCACGUCUGCCGCACAGAAAACGGACCUGGAGCCAGGAACCGGGCUCUACCGAUUGCCGAAAGUGAUAACUCGGCAAUGCGACCGCACGAAAGUGUUGUCGGAGGAGCGUCGGCGUCUCUGGCUCGCUCGCAUCAACAGAAAGGGCCUCAAGAACCUGGAUUACCUCCGUGUAUGCGGUCGGCAUUUCAUCUCAGGACAGCCAGCGAGUCUAAUGGACAACACAAACCCGGAUUGGGUGCCGAGCCAACACUUGGGAUACAGCAACCGCACAGCACCGGGCGUUAACUCUACUUCUCGGUACAAGCGCGCCAAAAAUCGGCUGGCAAAAAAAAAGGUGGCCCCAGCAGCGAACGCAGCUAACAUUCAGCCGGCAGAGGUUGACCAUCCUUCGCCUGAAAUGGUCGAUGCAGGCGAUCACUUCAGUGAAGAGACGCCUGCUGAAUGUUCCAACGAGACCACUUCAGUUACAGAUGCUGCUGUGCAAACAGAUGUAACCAUGGCGUACAUGAACACCUUGGAGGAGGACGGCAAGAGGCUUGCGUUCGAGCUGCAGGAAGUCAAGAAGCAAAAAAUGAAACUUGAAGUGACAGAGGCUUCACUUCGAGGUGACCCCGGCAAAGUUGUGUUCUACACAGGCUUGCCUACUUUUGCUAGGCUCCUUGCCAUCUUUCAGAUUGUAGAGACUGUUGUGAAACACACGCAGCAAAAUGGCCUCUGCAAAUUUCAGGAGUUCAUUGUGUUCCUGAUGAAACUAAAGUGCAAUUUUCCACUGCAAGACCUAGGUUACAGGUUUGGUGUAUCCGAUUCUACAUCGUGA